Molecule: messenger RNA, 4249 nt
Organism: Tripterygium wilfordii
Lineage: Eukaryota; Viridiplantae; Streptophyta; Magnoliopsida; Celastrales; Celastraceae
Exons: 5
Coding region: 501-3824 (1107 amino acids)
Source: RefSeq, a predicted model, not a curated record
GUAGAAGGUCGUUUGUUUGUGUGAAUUUCUUAUCUGGGAUCUCUCUCUUUCUAGAGAAAAUAAAAAACUAUGAAAAUCUCGUUCUCUCUCUCUAGAAACUCAAUAUUCGUUCAUUUCCUGUUGUGAGAGACAGAGACUGGCUCAGCUGUUCGAAAAUCUUCUUCUAUUCCUUCGCGUGAAAACGAUCUAAGCUCUUUCAAUGGUGUUGCAAUAACACCCAUUUUUAUUAUUUUUUUUUACCUCUCUCUCUUUCUUGGAUUGUUCGGAUUUGUUAUAGUUAUUAUUAGUGUCUUCGACAGAGUGAGUCGUGGACUCUUGAAUCGUCCGAGAUAUGUAGUCACUGUUGAAGGAUUAAUCUAUUGGGGAAUACUUUGACGAGUGGCGAUUGCAGGAUGUGGGUCUGACGUAAAAUUCUCAGCUCAUGAUCGGAUGUGGGGUGUUUGUGCGAGUGGAUCACUUUAUUUUGACAAUGGCACAGGGACCAUUAUCCUUGAGCACUGAUGCUCUGUAGUUACCUGGGCUUUAUAUUCAGAUUGUUGGAAGGCCGAAACUUCGGAAUGGGCACAAAGGUGCACUGUAAGAGCUCUCUUUCAGGAUAUUACUCAAUGAGGGAUCUUAAUGAAGAUUCUGAUGGUUGUAGCUGGCCCAUGUAUUAUGGAGAUAAAACCUUGACAAAUGGUCACUAUUACAAUGGUUUCUUGCCGGGGGCCAUUCUGGAUGGCUAUGCAGGGUAUGAUAAAGACGUGGUGAAGCGGACAAUGCUUGAGCAUGAAGCCAUAUUUAAGAAUCAGGUCUUUGAACUUCACCGCCUAUACAGAAUUCAAAGGGACAUGAUGGAAGAAAUUAAAAGGACAGAUAUGCAUAGCAAUGGGAUACAUGUUGAGACUUCAUUGUCAUCAAGCCCCUUAGCAUCUCGAAUGACUUCUGAAAAUUCUAGGAAAUGGCAUAUUCUUAACUUUCCCUUGGCGAAGUCUGCUUGUGCUAGAACUUCUACAUCAGGUGCUGAAGACAUUCAUUCUCCUUUCAGUGCUUUGAAAGGGAACAGUGCACAAGCCAGUCAAUUUUCAUCUCCAAAUGGAUGUAGUUCAAAGGAAGCUGAUGUGCUGUAUUCCAGGCCCUCAAAAAUGAGAAGAAAACUGAUUGACCUCCAACUUCCAUCUGCUGAAUACAUUGAUACUGAUGAAGGGGAGCUGUCAAGGAAGGAAAAGAAAUCUAGUUUCCCAAUUCCUAAUGGGAUUCAUAAAUUUUCACCUGAGAGUGUUGUAGAAGAUAUUUGUGGAGAUGGUAUAAAGAGUAACUUCCAAGGAAAUGCAGUGAGACUUGAUUUUGAUUCGCGUUUAAGGAGCGCAAAGUGUUUGGCUGACUUGAAUGAACCUGUUCAGCAUGAAGAGUUGCAUACUGCUGCAUAUGUUGAUCAUUUGGGCUGUUCCUCAUAUCAUGUGGAUAUGCAACACCCUGAAUUGCCUGCUAAAGUAAUGUCGCAGUGUCUAGGUUUGCCAAAGGAAAUUUCUGUUGACUCCCGUCAAGGAAAAGAUAGUGGUAUUCCGAGCAAUCUGAGCUUGGAAAAUAAUGGAAAGAGUUGGUCUUGCCACUUCCUUACAGCAGAUGAUCGUAAUGAUUACCUAAAGCCUGAUUCUCAAGGUUGUCAACCAGAGGAGUUACCUAUAUAUUCAAAGCCACCUAUGCUUACUAGAACUCCAGAGACUCCUGCCUUUUUCAUAACUGAACAAAGCAAGGCAGAUCAAUGGAAAGAGAGAAGCGUUCUUGGUCUAGAAAUCCCUGAAAGAAAUAAUGAAGUCUCUAAAGCUAAAUUCCCAGAAUCAGCAACAGCUCCCCACAUACCUAGUUUGUAUCCUGCUGCUGCUUCUCACGAUUUGGUCAACUUCUGGUGCUCCUCUGCUUCAUCUUGGCAAAAGCCUGGUAUUAGCUUAAGCCCAAAUUCAAUAUCAGUUCAAACUCAUCCAUAUUUGAACACCACUGCUACGUUGAAUAAGAAUCCAGGAUCAACUCAGGGCCAUGCAAAUUUUGGGGACAAGUGGCAACAUAAUGGCAAUAACAGCAACGCUCAAUCCAACAUGAAUUUUGUAAGUGAAUUUUCUAACCAAAAUGGAUUUUACCGUGAAUCCUCAUCACAGUCAAAGGAACUACCAGUUCGCUGCACAUCAAUAUUCUAUGACAAUCAGAACUGCGGUACUGAUAAUACUGUAGCCUCUGAGCAGUUGAUCAAUCAUGGUUCAGCAAAGUUCUAUGGAAGUCCAAAUUGCAUGGAUGUAAGGCCUUCUGAGCGAGUUAAUUUGAAUGUAGCCCUUUCAAACAACACAGCCUAUGAACCAGUUCACCGGCAAGGCCUUGAGACUUCAGAUGGAGAAAGAAAGCAAGAGGAACAUCUUGCAGUGUUACCUUGGCUAAAAGCUAAUUCUGGUGGUAAGAAUGAGCCCACCAUUUCAGUCAAGGACUUGAACACAGGGAAUUCGAGUUUCUCUCAAUCUUCUCUCAGUCAGUUGUCUGCAAAAAGUGCAAUGGGAGAGUGUCAUAUUGGACUAUCUCCUCAAACCAUGAAGCCACUCUCUCCUUCCAAUGUAGUCGAGGCUGGUAAGAUUGGAACAGUUGAGUGCCAAAAUUAUAGAACAAUUCUUGGGUUUCCUAUAUUUGAAUCACCUCAAAUUUCUAAAACAGAGGCUUCUUCGUUUACUUCCCCUUCUGUUCCCCAUCCUCAGCAAUCUGUGAGAGGAGUGAGAAAUUGCAGGAAAAACAUAACAUUUGAUAUCAACUUGCCUUGUGAUUACACUCUUCCUGAAUUGAGCCAACAUAUGGUAGAAGAAACUACUAUCAAGGACAAGGGGGCAGAAAACAAAAUUGCCAGUUUCAGACUGCACAUUGAUUUGAAUUCUUGUAUGAGUGAGGACGAUGAUUCUUUGAUGCCUUCUGUUCUCAGCAGCAAUGUGAAGGUUACUGUGGGGAUAGAUUUGGAAGCCCCUGCUAUUCCUGAGACUGAGGAGGAUCUUAUUCCUGGAAUUGAAUCACCAGAAAAGGCAAACGAGGCCCCUUUACGAUUGCCACAAGAAAAGGCUGGAAGUCUUCAGGAUGACCUGAUAAGGACAGCAGCGGAAGCAAUAGUUUCCAUCUCUUCUCUUGACCACCAGAAUUAUAUAUGUAAUGCCACUUGUGAUCCAUCAGAAUCUUCUAUGGUGGACCCGCUUCAGUGGUUUUCAGAGAUUGUUUCUUCUUGUGGAGAUGAUCCUGAGGGCAAGUUUGAUGCUGUGUUAAGAGGCAACAAUGCUGAAACGAACUCCGACUCUUCCUUAGAACAAAUUGAUUACUUUGAGUCCAUGACAUUGAAAUUGACAGAGACCAAAGAAGAAGAUUACAUGCCCAAGCCUUUGGUUUCAGAGAACUUAAAACUUGAAGAAACGGGGGCUACUUCGUUGGCUAAUCGACCACGAAAGGGCCAGGGGAGGAGAGGUCGGCAGCGUAGGGACUUCCAAAGGGACGUUCUUGUAGGUAUCGCUUCCCUAUCAAGGCAUGAGGUUACAGAAGAUCUUCAGACAUUUGGAGGACUAAUGAGAGCAACCGGCCAUUCAUGGCAGUCAGGAUCGACAAGGAGGAUCUCCACUAGAAAUGGUUGUGCAAGGGGGAGGUGGCAAUCGGCGGUCAGCCCCUCGCCUGGUCUGAUAACCCCUCCAUGUACUCAACUAAUUCAGCAGCUUAAUAACACUGAUGUGGGACUGGAGGAUAGAAGCCUAACAGGGUGGGGAAAGACAACUAGAAGGCCCCGCCGGCAAAGAUGCCCUGCAGGUAAUCCUCAUACACUCCCUUUAACCUAGUAACUUAAAGAGGCUUUUUAUAUUGCAAGAGAAUGUUAUAAGAGGGCAGUAGGGAGUUGUUUCUAUGGCUUUGGGAAUUCAGGAUGUUGCCAGCCAUCGUACAUCCUUUUGUAUAUUUCUCAGCCCCUAAUUUGUAUUAUUCAUGAAUCAUGUUGCAUGAUUUUCUCCAGAGGAUUAUAUUCCAAGUAUUUCUUCAAUUUCAUUUGACAGCCACUGUUUGGACUGUCAUGGGUAUGAGGCUCAAAAUUUCCUCCCAGAUGUUUACAUUGUUCCUUGUAGUAGAUUUCUGUAUAAAGAAAAGUAGUCCAGCCUGCCUUAGUCCACUAAGAUUCAACUACCCCUGCAAAGCUUCAAGGAGAGCUUCAUUUGUAUGAUUACUGCCUUACAGGAUUAUUACUGAUAAAUUAUGAAGAUGUCUUUAUCUA